AUGACAUCUUUAACUUCCGCUGACCUAUGCUUCCUGCCUUAUUGCCUUGUCAUCUUGUUGUAUGUUUCAUCACCAAAUUGGGUUGCUUUUCUUUCUGCUACUUCUACUUCUAAUACUGAAGCAAAGGCUCUUCUCAAAUGGAAAGCCAGCUUAUUUCAAAAUCAAGCCCUCAAUAACCUCACCUGGUACGACCCUCCCACUCAUAAUAUUAAUGCCACCAAUUCUUCCAGCAACAAUCCAAAACCAAGAACAAGCCCAUGCACAUGGACUGGUGUUUCAUGCAAUGCAGCUGGAAGUGUCAGCACGAUAGAUCUUUUCAAUAGGGGUAUACAAGGUACGCUACAUGAAUUUUCAUUCUUGUCCUUCCCUAAUCUUGAAUAUCUUGACCUCAGCUUGAACAAACUCUUUGAUGCCAUCCCACCUCAAAUCAGUUACCUCUCCAAACUCCAGUAUUUUAAUCUCUCUCGGAAUAACUUGUCUGGAAGAAUUCCGCCAGAAAUUGGUCUCCUAAGUAAUCUUAGGUUUCUUAGUCUCUAUGAAAAUACUUUGUUGGGGGAAAUUCCUGAAGAGAUAGGCAACCUUAAAUCUCUUGUGGGUCUAUAUUUGUAUAAGAAUCAACUCAAUGGUUCAAUUCCAAGAUCACUAGGCAAUCUAACAAGCCUUACCCAUCUCUAUAUCUAUGAUACUAAACUUUCUGGUUCUAUUCCUCAUCAAGAGAUAGGGAACUUGAAAUCUCUUGUAAUUUUAGCUUUGUCAGCCAAUAAUUUAAGUGGUCUCAUCCCUCCAAAUAUUGGUAACUUAAUAAACUUAAACAAUUUGUACUUGCAUUCCAAUCAACUUUCUGGUUUGAUUCCCAAUGAGAUAGGGAACUUGAAAUCUCUUGUAGAUCUAGAGUUGUCCUACAACAAUUUAGGUGGUCUCAUCCCUCCAACUAUUGGUAACUUAAUUAAGCUAAACACUUUGUACUUGGGUAAAAAUCAACUUUCUGGUUUGAUUCCCAAGGAGAUAGGGAACUUGAAAUCUCUAGUAUUUCUAGAUUUGUCAGCCAACAAUUUAAGUGGUCUCAUCCCUCCAAAUAUUGGUAACUUAAUAAACCUAAACACUUUGUGCUUGCAUUUCAAUCAACUUUCUGGUUUGAUUCCAAAGGAGAUAGGGAACUUGAAAUCUCUUGUGAACUUAGAAUUGAGCAGCAAUCAAUUGCACGAUUCAAUUCCUGCUUCAUUUGGUAACUUGAGCAACUUGGAAAUCUUACAUCUACGGGAUAACCAACUUUCCGGCUCCAUUCCCCAAGAGUUAGGGAAUCUCAAGAAUUUGACUAAACUACAGUUGGCCACAAACCAAUUGUCUGGUUAUUUGCCCCCAAAUAUUUGCCAAGGUGGAAAACUCAAAAACUUUACAGCAGGGGAAAACUAUUUGACUGGUCUAAUCCCCAAAAGCUUGAAAAACUGCACGAGCUUAGUCAGACUCCGUCUUGAACAUAACCAAUUGACAGGCAAUAUAUCUGAAGACUUUGGCAUUUAUUCGAAUCUUCAUUUUAUAGAUGUAAGCCAUAACAACUUGUAUGGAGAAAUCUCACACAAUUGGCAAAAAUGCCCAAAGUUGACAACCCUACGACUUGCGGGAAACAACCUUACUGGGAGCAUCCCACCUGAGAUAGGCAAUGCAACCCAAAUUCAUGAGCUAGAUCUCUCUUCAAAUCAUUUAGUUGGGUUGAUUCCAAUGGAAUUUGGGAGACUGACUUCUUUGGAGAGGUUGAUGUUGAAUGGAAAUCAACUUUCGGGUCGUAUACCCUCUGAAUUCGGAUCAUUGACUGAUCUUGAUUAUCUUGACUUGUCAACAAAUAAAUUCAGUGACUCAAUUCCCAGCACUCUAGUCAUAACUCUCUUAAAGGUAGCAUACCCUCAGAAAUGA
This is a messenger RNA of Prunus avium (sweet cherry), 1911 nucleotides long. The record is from RefSeq and is a predicted model, not a curated record. Lineage: Eukaryota; Viridiplantae; Streptophyta; Magnoliopsida; Rosales; Rosaceae.